Molecule: messenger RNA, 461 nt
Organism: Eucalyptus grandis
Lineage: Eukaryota; Viridiplantae; Streptophyta; Magnoliopsida; Myrtales; Myrtaceae
Product: mitochondrial import receptor subunit TOM6 homolog
Exons: 1
Coding region: 80-244 (54 amino acids)
Cellular component (GO): mitochondrial outer membrane translocase complex
Source: RefSeq, a predicted model, not a curated record
CAAAUCAACUCAGAGGGAUCAACCGCAAGAAGAAGAAGAAGAAGGAAGAGAAGCGAGUCGAUCGAUCCGCCGACCAGACAUGUUUCCCGGAAUGUUCAUGAGGAAGCCGGACAAGGCGGAGGCCUUGAAGCAGCUGAGGGCGCACGCGGCCAUGUUCGGCGUCUGGGUCGCCGUGGUCCGGGUCGCGCCGUUCGUCCUCCAUUACUUCUCCGACGAGAAGGAGGAGCUCAAGCUCGAGUUCUAGACGAUCCUUCUCUCUCUGCAUAGAAUUUUAGGUAAUCGAUGCGUCGCCCUGUGGAUCAUCUGUUCUUUCCGAAGUGUUUUCGCGGAUUCGUUUCUGUUUGGCGUUUGUUUUCGCCGGAUUUCCAGUACAUCCGUCUUUACAUUAGUGAAUUGAGAUGAUGGAUCGAAGUGCAACCUAAUCUUUCCUCUCAUUUCUGGGUUCAAUUUCUCUUGCAUCA